Messenger RNA from Canis lupus familiaris (dog), 4804 nucleotides. RefSeq names its product phosphate cytidylyltransferase 1, choline, beta (gene PCYT1B). Lineage: Eukaryota; Metazoa; Chordata; Mammalia; Carnivora; Canidae. The record is from RefSeq and is a predicted model, not a curated record. Gene Ontology annotation, biological process: CDP-choline pathway. The coding region runs from base 385 to 1449 and encodes 354 amino acids. The transcript has 8 exons. Gene Ontology annotation, molecular function: choline-phosphate cytidylyltransferase activity; phosphatidylcholine binding.
GGAAUUUGUUGCCAUAGCUCCAGCGAGGGACAGGGUGGAUUAACAAUGGCCUUUUUCACGAGUGCGGCUUUCACCACAACCUGCCUGUCCCCGCGCCACAGGCCAUCAUAGCGCCAGUCCAGAGCACAGCAAUUAUCAGGGAACAACCGCCCAGAGGGGACAAGAGGAGGCUGGGGGGGAAUAAAGCAAGGACACCCAGCACCUUGGAUCUCUGCCUAUUCAAUCACUGGGACACGACCAGCUCCUCUGAGCGUAUCUUCAAGCUUAACCUUUGGUCAAGUGCUUCGGUACAUCCAGAGAGGGACAGUUUCACCCUGUGACUCGAAAGAACUCCAAAGGGAAGAGAGGACUCCAGACAGCAAGGGAAGGAGAUCAAGAGCAGACAUGGUAGGCCAUCAGGACUGCACCAUGGAAGAGGCCACCAGGGACAGCCACACUCCCAAACUCUGGCGCGAGACCCUGACCGCACCUGCCCCAUUUGCAGAUGAAACCAGCUGCCAGUGCCAAGCACCCCACGAGAAACUGACCAUUGCUCAGGCCCGCUUAGGAACACCAGUUGACAGGCCCGUCAGAGUGUACGCGGAUGGAAUAUUUGACCUCUUCCAUUCCGGUCACGCAAGGGCACUUAUGCAAGCAAAAACACUGUUUCCCAACAGCUACUUGUUGGUUGGAGUUUGCAGUGAUGACCUUACCCACAAAUUCAAAGGUUUCACCGUGAUGAACGAAGCAGAGAGAUAUGAAGCUCUCAGACACUGUCGCUAUGUGGAUGAAGUCAUUAGAGAUGCUCCAUGGACACUCACUCCAGAAUUUCUGGAAAAACACAAGAUUGACUUUGUGGCGCAUGAUGACAUUCCCUACUCUUCUGCGGGCUCUGAUGAUGUUUACAAGCAUAUAAAGGAAGCAGGAAUGUUUGUUCCAACGCAGAGAACGGAAGGCAUCUCAACAUCAGACAUCAUCACCAGAAUCGUCCGUGACUAUGAUGUCUAUGCCCGACGCAACCUCCAGAGAGGGUACACGGCCAAGGAACUAAAUGUCAGCUUUAUAAAUGAGAAGAAGUACCGUUUCCAAAACCAGGUAGACAAGAUGAAGGAAAAGGUCAAGAAUGUGGAGGAAAGAUCAAAGGAAUUUGUUAACAGAGUGGAAGAAAAGAGUCAUGAUCUAAUUCAAAAGUGGGAAGAGAAGUCGAGGGAAUUCAUUGGCAACUUCCUGGAGCUGUUUGGGCCUGAUGGCGCAUGGAAGCAGAUGUUCCAGGAGAGGAGUAGCCGGAUGCUGCAGGCCUUGUCCCCGAAGCAGAGCCCUGUGAGCAGCCCCACAAGGAGCCGGUCCCCCUCCCGCUCCCCGUCGCCCACCUUCUCGUGGCUCCCGAACAAGGCCUCACCCCCAUCCUCGCCCAAAGCAGCCUCAGCCUCCAUCAGCAGCAUGAGUGAGGGGGAUGAGGAUGAGAAGUAAAGGGUGCUGGCAGACAGCAAGGGCCACACCACACAGGCUGGGGCGAGGGUGGGGUCACCGGGAACGCCUGGGUGGGGUUGGAAGGGUAAUGGUUGCAGGAGCUGCAGCUCAGCUAAGGGAAGGCCUGGAGACCAGCUCUCCCUCAGCCUCCACUCAGCCUAAGACUUGGGCUCUGCAUGGAGGUUUCCAGCCGGACAACCUUGACAAACCUUCUUAGCAGCAUCUAGAACCACUCCACUUUAACCUCGCUAAGAAAAGGUGCAGAGCACCCCCAGGAGACUUGCACUGAGUGGGGUGUCUUCUGCUUUGGUCCUUACACCCACCCCUAUCAAGUACACCACCCAUGGAAGCGGCUGUUCCCUCAAUCUGCUACUUCCAGCUCAUAAGGGCCCUGCACGUUGCCUCCUACCACCCAAGCUCUGCCAGAAUAAAGCUGUUUCCGAUAGAGGUGGCAAAGUGCUUCUGAAGUAGUCCAGUUCAAGAGAAACUCCAGUCUUCUCAGCAUAGCCCCCGAGACCUGAUGUUGCAACACAUCGAUUCUUUCCAGUUCUAGGAAUGUGGUGCAUAGACGAAGACAUGCUUUGGCCACAUAUAUAAAAGGUCAUCUAGCAUGAACCGUAACUUCCUAUUCAGAGGACACUUGUGUCAAGGAGAAUGCCAUGUAAGGCCUAAUAUGUCCUGCCUAAUAUGUCCUGGCUGUCCUUUUCUCAUCAUUGGUUUGACUUCAUGGUUUCCAGAAAUUACCUUAAUCUGUGGGAAAUGCAACAAAGAAAAACAUUAUAUAUAUAUAUAUAUAUAUAAUGGAGGAACUGCUUUGCUUUGGCUCCAAGUUUAGCAGAUGGCAGAUGUCUCCUUAAAGGAUGCUAACUACCGAAUGGCUUUUCCCAUUUCUGACCAGUUAACGAUUUCAUAGGCCUCAAGUGAACAGUUCGAUGUACCAAACCACAUAGUAUACCCGUAGGGGUGCUACUGCACGUGUCUGUUCUAUGUAUCUCCCAAUAUGCUAUCCAGGGUGUGUAUCAUACGCAAUAUGAAUAUAUGGUGGUAGCCUUUUACGAUAUACGCUCUUGUGCUCCCCUAACACCCCGCUGCAAUCCUGGGUCUCAAGGACUGCCUGGUUCCCUUGUGACGUGGGCACUUUGUCAAAAACGCAUCCUGGAUCCCCGUACAAAUGUCUUGUCCCGACCAGGAAACAAGUAUGUUGUUCUCAUGGCCUCCCAUAAUGUUUUGAGGUGGAGGGAGGCCCCGGAGGGUUCCCCAGAGCACCGUGGGAACCUCAGUUUGACCUCCGCAUUGAAAUGGCCUAGGUGGUUAUGUAGUUACCCCCGGCCCUAGGUUUUGCCAGAUGGGAUGAAGAGCCUAAGCACUCCUGCUGAGUUGUUUGAAGUUGCUCUCCACUAACAGGUAGGAAAGGAGCAGGUAUAGUCAGGGCGUAGAACCACGCUCUCAGGUAGACGAGGCCCUGCCCGUCUGUCAGAGAAGCCAGAGGCCCGAAGCAGCCGCUGUGGGCAGAGCUCAGCAUGUCUCGUGGCAGAAACACCGCCUUUCAGAAGCCCUGGGAGCUAGCCUUGUGGUGACAAGUGGGGCAACCGAGGAAGGAAGGUGGCAUGUCUUUCCCCCUCGUGUCGGGGUCGAACUACCUCCCCGCGCACCUGGAGCUAAGUGGUGUUGACGGGGAAGCAAAAGCACGCGGCCGGCUGGCGGGGGCCCCGUUCCCGGCCGGCUCUGCAGAGUUCCGCUGGGCACCCGCGUGGGGACAAGAGCGCUGGCCGGAGGGCGGCCCGCGAGGACGCGUCGGUCAGUGGCCCAGGCCGAGAGCGCUGCUCAGCGCAGGGAGCCAGGCCUCGGGUUUCCGUCUGGCCCUUUGGCCCGAGCGCCGGGGCGGAGGCCUGGCUCCGGACCCGCCCGCGGGCAGUGCGAGGAGGAGCACAGCCAGGCAGGGCGACGUGGGGGAACGAGGGACGAAGAGAGGAGCCGAGGCGGCCUGGAGAGAGCGACGGCCGUUACCGAAAGUCUGUGCCCCCAGAGCAUGUUGGGGCCUCGCUGUCAGGGCAGCCGGAGGGGAGGGCCUCCUGGUGCUUGUUCCACGGCCCAGGGCGGACAGACCCACUGUCACCCGGCCGAGCCUGCGGCGGGUCGCGCGGGCUCCACCGGCCGGUUCCGUGGUGGCAGGCCUUACACCCCACGUACCACAGGCGCCACUUACGGGAUUCGACUCGGGCCACCCGAGCUGCCGGUGAUGGGGAUGAGCGACACCUGGUGUAUCCCGGGGACGCGCCGAAGCCCCCCGCAAGCCACCCUAACUCUCCCCCUGUGUGCGCCGAUACCUCCCCGCUGUCCUGAGGCCCCGAGACCACGGACAGGAGUGGGGGCGGGGAUUCUGCAGCCCAGCCUGUGCCGCUUCGGGCCAUCAGGGUCCCCCCCCCCCACGCUUCCUAGGAGAAGGCGGGGGUGCCCCUCGUUUGGGUCAACCAGCCAACAGCCAGGGCCACGAGAGAGUCAGGGCUCGGGUGUGAGAUGUACAAAUGAUGCGCGGGCCCGGAGAGACGAGCGGAAACGCCGGGGGGCAGGGAGGGGUCCCUCGUGCCCUGGAAAGGGAGGGAGGCUUGGGCGAGGACUGCAGAGCAGCGCUGAGGAGGAUGGCAGAGGGGGCAGGUGACGGCCCGGUGCGAACAGAGGGGGAGCAGUGACUUUCUGCUCCCUUUCAAAGCGUUGCUCACCCCCUCACAGGUGAGGAAGAAAGGCUUCCUUCCACGGCCACCCAAGGGCAGUGUGGGUGGUGGGGUGUGGGUGUCCGCCCCGGAGCCCCCCGCCCCACUGCAUCGGCUGCCACAUCCUCAUCCCAGGGCCCUGAAGUCAAACGUUCGCUCUUCUACCAGCUAAAAACCCAGGGAGCUCUAACCUCCUGGUCCCACUGAGCGGCCUGUUGCCGGGAAGCCGCUCCGUGUGCCAGGACCUUAGAGAAGUGAAGGAAACCCACUGCGAGAGGGGAGCCCCUGAGACCCGAGGCUGCCUUCCGACCUGCUCUGUGGGCGUGCAGUCCUGCUCCGGGCCUCGGGCUGUAGUCACUGUGAGUCCAUCCCUUGACGGAGGGACGGGAAGAGUGUGCGUUUGUUUUCUCUUCAUCUUCAGGACUGAUAUAGCGCCAGGCACACCCCAGAGAGACGCGCAAUGGGGUCACAGACUCCGCUGAAUCAGAUGAGCCCCUUUGGAGCAGAGAUGUUCCUGUUCCUCGGGCAUCCAUUCAGCACUAGUCUUGGCCAUCAGACUUAAAAAAAAAAAAAAGAAAGAAAGAAAGAAAGAAAAGAAAAAAAGAAUAAGCUCAUGAGGCAUUUGCAACUUCUACUUCUCUCUA